ACAGUAACUCGACCUGCCAGGCACUAUUGGCACGACAAGCUUUCCCUGUAGGUCAAAAUGACGACCCUCACAAAGCGCACAUCGACGCCGUCGAUCGCCGUCUUCCCAAACCACAAGGUAGCCAAGAUCAAUCGGAACAUCUACUCCGGCUUCACAGAGCACAUGGGCCGCUGCAUAUACACAGGCCUGUACGACCCGACCAACCCAAACAAACACCUAAUCACACCCGAGGGCUUCCGCAAAGACGUCCUCGAAGCCCUAGCCCCUCUCAACAUCCCCGUCUUUCGGUAUCCUGGAGGCAACUUCUGCGCCACCUACCACUGGCAAGAUGGCAUCGGCGCCGUCGACCAGCGCCCCUCCAGACCCGAACUGGCCUGGGGCAACGUCGAAACCAAUCACUUUGGCACCGACGAAUUCAUGUCAUGGUGCAAAGCCGCCAACACGCAACCAUAUCUCUGUCUGAAUUUCGGCACAGGCACGCUCGACGAAGCAAUGGCCUGGGUCGAAUACUGCAACGGCAAAAACGACACCUACUACGCCAACUUACGACGUAAACACGGUCAUGAGGAACCAUAUAACGUCAAGUACUGGGCGUUGGGCAACGAGAUGUGGGGACCCUGGCAAAUCAACCAGAUGACGCAAGAAGCGUACGCCGAGCGAGCAUUGCAAUGGGCCAAAGCACUCAAGUUGCUCGAUCCGACCAUCGAGUUGGUCUUAUGUGGCAAAGAAGGCGCGACGACGUGGGAUUACUACACGCUCAAGCACUGCCUUCAGCCCGCGGGGUUGAGCGAUUUGGGCGAGGAGCGCGUUCCGCUCAUCGACAUGCAUAGCAUCCACUUGUACACUGCGAGCGAAGACCACUACGAGAACGUGACUGCUCCUUUAGCCGCGGAGCGCGCAAUCGAAGUGUGUUCGGGCCUGAUCGACCUCGCAUUUAUUGAGAACAAGCUUCUCCCCACCCAGAAACGGCCGACCAUCUGCUUCGACGAGUGGAAUGUGUGGUCCCCGCCGCGUGCACCAGGCAGUAAGGGCGCUGAGGAGCAAUAUACUUUGUCCGAUGCAUUGGCUGUCGCCGUGUGGCUGAACGUGCUGGUGCGUAAGUCCAAGGAUGUUGGCAUGGCGUGUAUUGCGCAGAGCGUCAAUGUGCUUAGCCCCCUCAUGACCACCGAAUCAGGACUCAUCAGGCAGACGACUUGGUGGCCGUACGAAUUGUUCUGCAGGUUUAUGAAGGGUCAUACGAUUGCCGUGCAUGUUGCAUGUGACUCGUACGAGGGCUCUACGAAGCCGGACUGGGUAAGAGCUUUGAAGGAGACGCCCUGGUUGGAUGUCAGUGCCACGGUGGAUGACGAAGGCUGGGUCAGUGUGUGUGUCGUGAACAUGCAUGUCGAAAAGAACUUGGAGACGACGUUGGGAGGCACAGAAGGCGCCAAGGUCACGGUUUACACAGUUACCGGAUCAAAUCAGACGGUCACCAACAUGGCGGGCAAGGAAGAGGUUGGUAUGGCAGAAUCGCAGUGGGAACCGACUAAGGACUCCAGAUUCGUGUUUCCAAAAUGUUCCAUUACCAUGCUAAGGUGGAAGGGCUCGUAAUGUACUGUCGUACCAAAAGUGUGCAU
This is a messenger RNA of Exophiala viscosa, 1616 nucleotides long. Its product is annotated as alpha-N-arabinofuranosidase C. The transcript has a single exon. Gene Ontology annotation, biological process: L-arabinose metabolic process; polysaccharide catabolic process. The coding region runs from base 58 to 1590 and encodes 510 amino acids. Gene Ontology annotation, molecular function: alpha-L-arabinofuranosidase activity. NCBI's taxonomy places the organism in Eukaryota, Fungi, Ascomycota, Eurotiomycetes, Chaetothyriales, Herpotrichiellaceae. The record is from RefSeq and is a predicted model, not a curated record.